Messenger RNA from Musa acuminata AAA Group (dessert banana), 675 nucleotides. Its product is annotated as probable E3 ubiquitin-protein ligase RHC1A. Gene Ontology annotation, molecular function: ubiquitin protein ligase activity; zinc ion binding. The transcript has a single exon. Gene Ontology annotation, cellular component: cytoplasm. The record is from RefSeq and is a predicted model, not a curated record. The coding region runs from base 1 to 675 and encodes 224 amino acids. Gene Ontology annotation, biological process: protein ubiquitination. NCBI's taxonomy places the organism in Eukaryota, Viridiplantae, Streptophyta, Magnoliopsida, Zingiberales, Musaceae.
AUGGAGGGUCAUCUUUGUGCUGACACUGCUGCUUGGUGUCUCUAUGCUAAGCUGAAGGCGUGGAGGCCGCCGUCGGAAUCGUGUAGGCUAUUGGCUCCGGUGGUGAUCAAGCUCCACUACACCGUGUUGCACUUUCACGGAGGUCGAGUGAUGCAGGAACCGCCGUGCCCCUACCACUGCUACGUGUUCACUCUCGGGGAGUUCCUCCACCAUGAAUCUCGCGGCCUGGCGAUCUCGUUCCUUCUCUUUCACGGAGGCGCCUACGGCCGUGAUUUCCAUGCCGCUAGGCAGUUGGAGGAAGAACUCUUCACCUUCUGCAAUGGCCCAGUUGAGUCGGCUCUCAACGUGGGCAGAGGGAUCGAGAUCACCGUCGGCAUCCGCUUCGACCGGCACUGGAUCGGAUUGGAGCCUUCUUUCGUCGUCGGCGGGGGUUUCGGCGGUGUGCCGGCGUCGUCGGAUGCAGCGAAGGAGCUGGUGGUGGUGAAGUACGAGCGUGGUGGAGAUGUCCGAGAGGAGAGUUGCAGGAUCUGCUUGGAAGAGUUCGACGAGGGCGCCGAGGUGACGCAGAUGCCAUGCACGCACGCCUUCCAUGGCGGCUGUCUCGCUCGAUGGUUGGAGAGCAGCCACAUCUGCCCUCUCUGCAGACACGCCAUAGCCGAUUCCGCUGGUCCCUGA